Dacryopinax primogenitus is the source of this 1282-nucleotide messenger RNA. RefSeq lists its product as uncharacterized. Bases 145 to 927 code for a protein of 260 amino acids. The record is from RefSeq and is a predicted model, not a curated record. Lineage: Eukaryota; Fungi; Basidiomycota; Dacrymycetes; Dacrymycetales; Dacrymycetaceae. The transcript has 2 exons.
UUGCUCGCUGUCUCCUCUCUUCAGCGCGUCCCUCACCGCAUUACAGCUGCUCAUCGCUGUAAUAGUCUAUAGGCUAUCCUUGCCUGCUCCUCUCCUUCCCUACAAACCUGUCACUGUCUUUUCCCACCCACCCAAAUACCUACCAUGCUCUCUCUCUUGCUGCUUGCUCCUCUUGCACUCGCUGCGGGUCAUGAUAACCUCAUCCGGCGACAGACACACAAGGCCCGCAUGGCCACUCCCGAAGCCGAGCUCGAGAAGAGACAAGACGGGACUUUCGGCGGUCGUGCUACCUUCUUCGAUGUCGGCCUGGGCGCUUGCGGACAGUACAACGUCGCGAGCGAUUUCAUCGUUGCCCUUAACACCCCCCAAUACGGCGGGGGCUCUCCCGGCCCCGAGUGCUUCAAGAUGAUCACGAUCACUUACAACGGGAACACGCAGCAAGCACAGAUCAUGGACGAAUGCCCUUCCUGCAACUACGGCGACCUCGACAUGUCCCGCGGCCUGUUUGACUCCUUCGCUUCCGAGGACCUGGGCGAGUUCCAGAUGACUUGGUGGUACAACGAUGCCGCGCCGCCGCCUUCCCAGCCCACGACGAGCACGCAAGACCCACCUACGAGCACUUGGCAACCGCCUCCCACCACUUCCCAGUGGCAGCCACCGAGCACGACGAGCACGUCUACGACCCCGACCCCGACCCCGACGAGCACAUCCACCUCUACGAGCCAGACGACCUCCUCGUCCACAUCGUCGACGUCUUCCUCGUCCAGCUCCAGCGGUACAGACUCUCUCAACGGCACCCCCACCACGCUCUCUACUGCUCCCAACGCGACCCCCAGCCCAGGAAAUUCCAUAAACAACGAGAACGACCUCAACCAGCUCGUCGUCGCCCUGGGGAACAUAAUCGCCAAAGCACCAGCGUCGAACUGAUCUCCCAGACUCUAUAUCCGCAUUUGUUUUUCUUGGUCUCGCAGGUCUUUCACGCACACAAACAAGAUGCUUUUGUCUUUCCCUCUCCGUCUUCCCUCCCCACCUUAACUUACGACCCCGCGCGCUGCCCUCUUUCACCAGCGUCGCGACGCAAGCCGCUUAACUUCAGCCUCUAAACCAAGAGGUCAAUUCAACGACUGGGAAGGAGGAUCCUCUGUCCGGACGCUAGACGUAGGAUAUCGCUGGCCUCUUUCCUUCUCUUUCUCUCUACCUUUUCUUUUGCUAUCGAUUUGAAACGUCCAUAGUGGAUACAGUUUUGUACAUGGCAUUUGAAGGGGGAAAUUGGAUGUUCUUG